Messenger RNA from Pungitius pungitius (ninespine stickleback), 3520 nucleotides. RefSeq names its product RUN and FYVE domain containing 3 (gene rufy3). Gene Ontology annotation, cellular component: cytoplasm. The record is from RefSeq and is a predicted model, not a curated record. The transcript has 17 exons. Gene Ontology annotation, molecular function: metal ion binding. Bases 514 to 2484 code for a protein of 656 amino acids. Gene Ontology annotation, biological process: regulation of axonogenesis. NCBI's taxonomy places the organism in Eukaryota, Metazoa, Chordata, Actinopteri, Perciformes, Gasterosteidae.
AUCUUUGGUCGACACCCAGGCAGAGCAUUCGCUGCGGAAUCAGAGGGAACCGGAGCCGAGCCGACCGGAGGAGGGCUGUGAUUUUGUAGCACGGGUGCUCUCCUGCAUUUAAAAUAACCCCCUCCCCCCCCCCACCGGUCUGUGCUAAAGGGGAUUACAAGAGGCUGAAGGGGGAGGAGGAGGAGGAGAGGCAGGGCAGCCUCUCUGAAGACGGCAGCAGCAGUUGUCCGGAGGAGGAUGCAGGCAUAAAGAGGAGGAAAAGCCGAAGCCUUUCCGACACCUACCGUGGGCCUUUCAUCCUCCUUUGUGUGGAUGCUCUUUACAUCCCUUCUUCUCUCCCACUUGUAAUUUUCUGGUGGUGGCGGCGGUGGGGGGGGGUUCGGGGGACGAAGGGGGCCUCCACUGGAUUGUGGAACAAAAAGCUUCUUCAGGCCUCUUUUUUUUUUUUUUUCCUCCCCACUCGGAGCUGCUGCUGUUUUUUUUUUUUUUUUUUUGGCAAUCAGCUGAGUCAUCAUGUCUGAUCUGACGCCCCAGAGCGAAACCCCCACCCCCACCACGGACAAGAUCACCCAGGCCGCCCGGGAGACCAUCUAUCUCUGCAACUUCCGCGUGUCUGUGGAUGGCGAGUGGCUCUGCCUCCGCGAGCUCAACGACAUCUCGCUGACGCCGGACCCAGAGCCGGCCCAUGAAGAUCCCAAGGAUCCCAUCGCCAUCGAGCGGCUCAACCUGAUGAACAUGGCCAAGCUGAGCAUCAAGGGCCUGAUCGAGUCCGCCCUCAACCUCGGGCGCACGCUGGACUCGGACUACGCGCCGCUGCAGCAGUUCUUUGUGGUGAUGGAGCACUGUCUGAAGCACGGCUUGAAAACCAAGAAGACCUUCCUGGGGCAGAACAAGUCCUUCUGGGGGGCGCUGGAGCUGGUGGAGAAGCUGACGCCCGAAGCGGGAGAGAUCACCGCCAGCGUGAAGGACCUGCCCGGCCUCAGAACCCCUCUGGGAAGAGGGCGGGCCUGGCUGAGACUGGCUUUGAUGCAGAAGAAGCUCUCUGACUACAUGAAGACCAUCAUCAACAGAAAGGACCUGCUCAGUGAAUUCUACGAGGCGAACGCGCUGAUGAUGGAGGAGGAGGGCGCCGUCAUCGCCGGGCUGCUCGUCGGACUAAACGUCAUCGACGCCAACCUGUGUAUGAAGGGGGAGGACUUGGACUCUCAGGUGGGCGUGAUUGAUUUCUCGAUGUACCUUAAAGACGGAGGGCACAGUAGUAAGAGUGCAGAGGGCGACGGUCAGAUCACGGCGAUUCUCGAUCAGAAGAACUACGUGGAGGAGCUGAACAGACACCUGAGCGCGUCGGUGAAUAACCUGCAGGCCAAGGUGGACGCUCUGGAGAAGUCCAACACCAAGCUCACAGAGGAGCUCGCCGUGGCGAACAACCGGAUCAUCACUUUACAAGAAGACGUGGAGCGAGUGCAGGAGGAGAGCUCGUAUCAGCUGGAGUCCAGGAAGGCACCAAGAAGCGAGUCGGCGCCGGAUGGACACGUGCUGGGCGAAACACGCAAGCAGCUCAAAGAGGAAACUCUGCUUCGCUUGGACGUGGAGAAGGAGCUGGAGGUGCAGAUCGGGAUGAAGCAGGAGAUGGAGCUGUCCAUGAAGAUGCUGGAGAAGGACGUCUGUGAGAAGCAGGACACUCUGGUGGAGCUCCGGCAGCAGCUGGAGGACCUCCGCGUCAUCAACCAACAGCUGAGCCACAAGUCACAGAGCGCCGACGCCGGCUCCAAACAGAAGAGUGAAGCCAUCGCCCGCCUGGAGGAGAAGAUCAACCAGAUGAGUGGCACCGUGAAGCAGAUGGAGACCAGAUGCAAACAGGCUGAGAGGGAGAGGGGUCUGGCUUUGGAGGCCAACCGGCUCUUCAAGCAGGAGUUUGGGGAUAAAAUCGAGAGUCUGCAGGUGGAGGUGGAGCAGCUGCGGAAGCACAGGUCCCAGCUGGAGCUGGAGCUGAGAAAAGAGCGAAGGGGCGAGCAGCAGCAUCAGCAGCAGCAGCAUCAGCAUCAGCAGCAUCACCACGGCGACGGCCCGUCGGCACAGUCCGGCGUUCCCCGGAGGGAGGCGAGGCUCCCAGAGGACAUACCCACUCCCCUGUUUCACUCCCAGCGCGUCCCAGCAUCUGUGUCGGUCAAAAGGGAGAGCGAGCCGUUCAACACGGGAGCAGAGGACAAAACAAGUCUGAGCUCCAGCCUGUCCUCGAGGUCACAUCAUGAGGACGAACAGGACGAGAACUCUGAGGAGAUCGGUCGGCCUUCCAUCUGCAGCAUGUGUGAACAGGACGAAUCCCUCACCAAGACAAAGAGACGCUGCAAGAACUGCGACGGCGUGUUCUGCGAGGGCUGCGUGUCCAACGAGCUGCCGCUGCCCUCCUCCAUCCUCCCCGAGACGGUGUGCAGCGCCUGCUACUCGCUGCUCCUGCAGCAGUACGCCUCCACGCCCACAUGAGCGCGCCGCCAACACGCACUUUUCCUUUGCCUUCGGGGGACUUUAUGAGUCCUGCGGGUUCUGGACUGGACUAACUCCCGGUUAGUGAAAUGCAAACUCUCUCUCUCGCCGCUUGGGGAGCCGUUUGGAUGCAGGUUUUCUUCCGUUUUCGUACGCUGUGAAGCUUCCCUCCUGCCUGAAAAUGUGCGUUUUAGCUGCUUGAGUGAAAACCCGCAUUUUUAAAAAAAAUGGCUUCUGACGGCAUAAAAAAAAAGAGAACUUGGAUCAUCUCACUUGUUUAAAAAAAAAAAUGUCCACUAAGUGGAUUGUCAAAUUAAAAGUGUCAAUAUAUUUUUUAAUGAUUUAGUUUUAAAAGAUGAAAAACUGGAAACUAUUAAUCAUAUACAGAUGAGUAUAUGGAGAAUCCUUCAGGUGAAGCAUGAUAUCGUUCUCUCUCCAAGUGGCUUCUGAUGCUCUUAGAAACCCAACAUCCCCCUUUGGACCCUUGGGAUGUUCUAUUAAACUAUGAAAGCAAACGUGUGAUUGCAUUUUGUAAAGGACUGCAGUCAAACUGCGUUUUACACACUGUACUAAUGUUAAAGCAUAAAUAUAAAUAUAUAUUGGUGGUGGACCCAGAGUAAUUCAUUCUAAACAUUGUAAAACUAAUGCAGCAGUUAUUAUUAAUAACAGAAAAACAAUGUUAUGAUCCGACUACAGUUUAUCAGUAUCAGCUCAUUAUUUACUGAACAGGGGGGCAAAGAGCUCAAAAUAUUUGUUCCUUAAGUUUACAAAGCUACAAAAUGCUCUGGGUAAAAUGUGCAUUCUAUAAUAUUUACAUCAUUUGACAAAGAACACUUUGUCCCAUCAGUCUGGUUGAUUGUAAACUUUUGAAAUGCACGGCGCUCUGCUGACUGGCUUCAGGUGUGCACACGCAGAUUUAUUUUAAUGUUUUAUUGACUGAUAUGAAGAAUAGUUAGAAGCUCAGUCAUCCUCGUUGAAGCUGAUUAACACGCCAGAUGGAAAUGCUUCGUAUAUCAACAAUAAACUUUUAGAUGUC